Molecule: messenger RNA, 703 nt
Organism: Coregonus clupeaformis (lake whitefish)
Lineage: Eukaryota; Metazoa; Chordata; Actinopteri; Salmoniformes; Salmonidae
Exons: 10
Coding region: 80-703 (207 amino acids)
Source: RefSeq, a predicted model, not a curated record
CCCUUGGUCUGGACCUCUGUGGGUUUCAAACGCUCCUGUCAAACUGCAGCCAAUUUAUUAUCUUACCCACGCUGGGAGGAUGCUGGUGAGAGAGAUGGCAAUGUUAAACACACAGAUUUUCACAAUGGAGCAGCCCAUUAUCAUCAGUUUCACUCCUGCUAGGAGGAUGGUAUGGGAGGAACUGUCCUCUCAAAAUGAACAGUAUGUGGAUGAGGAGGUUGGGCAGCGGUCCUGUCUGGAUUUAAUCCCUUGGUCUGGACCCUUGUGUGUUCCUAUCUUUCCUGUCUUCUCCAAGGCCAAACCAGUCUACUACCUCACUCGUGCUGGGAGAAUGCUGGUAACAGAGCUUGCAGUGUUAAACACACAGACUUCCAAAUUGGUUAUUGAGGAGCCUACCAUUCACCUCACUGAAGCUGGGAGGCUAGUGCUUGACGAACUGUCAGCACCUUCAGAUAGCCAUUCACAGCCAAAUAGGGAAGACUCUGGUUUCCCUAGAAGUUGCAGCUGGUUGGGAACUGGGGGUCUCGUCCAGGUGGUCCUCACCAACAAGAAGCUGACUGGUAUUAAGGUACAUUCCUUGGUAGAAGGAUCCAUGGACUCAUGUCCUGACCUUGUCAAGAGGAGGUCUGAGUUCACCUAUUAUGAGGAUGCCCAGCAGGUGGAUAUCUCCACCACAGUGGAGGGGUACCAGGAGAGGGGAUGA